UCUCUCUCUCUCCCAGGAGCAAAGGAAACAGAAAGAAAAAACAGAGGGAGCAGCAGCAGCGGUAGCGAAGGGAUAACGCCUCCAUGGCUUCGUCGCUGCUUGGCGCCAUCUCCCUCCUCCCCGCCGCGCGCCCCCGCCGCGCCACCACCAGACGCCGCGCCCUCGCCAAGAUCUCCUGCAUCGGAUGGGACCCCGAGGGCGUCCUCGGCCCGCCGCAGGGCGGCCACAUCGCCCGCCUCGAGUUCCGCCGCCGCCUCGACAGGGACUCCGACGCCCGCGAGGCCUUCCAGCGCCAGGUCCGCGAGGAGCAGGAGCGCCGCCGCCAGGAACGCGAGGCGCGCGUCAUCCCUGACACCGACGCCGGUCUCGUCGAGUUCUUCCUCGACACGGAGGCGCGCGAGAUCGAGGUCGAGAUCGCCAGGCUCCGCCCCAGGCUCAACCAGCCCUUCUUCGACUACAUCCAACGCGAGCUCGCCCAAAUCAAGUUUGCCAUCACCCGGACCGCGGAGAUGGAGGACAGAUUGAUCGAGUUGGAAGCAAUGCAAAAAGUGCUGCUUGAGGGAGUGGAGGCCUAUGACAAGCUGCAAAAUGACCUCGUCACCGCUAAAGAACGCCUCACAAAGAUCCUGCAAUCCAGCGAUAAAAAAUCGACACUUCUUGAAAUGGUUGAACGGAAUGAGCUCAACAUGUCCAUAUUAACACUUCUUGAUGAAAAUAUAGCAAGUGCAAGGACAAGCAAUCAGGAAGAAGCUGUGGCUUUCAUGGAGAAUGUGCGCACGUCCAUCCUGAAAUAUAUCACAGUAUGAAAUUUGUAGGCAUGUGGACUUAUCCUUGCCACAUGGUUAUCACAAUUAGGUCAUGAACCUGUAAUUUGCAAGGACAUGUCACGGAUUUGAGGGUUUGCUUAUGUUUCUUUCCUAUUUAGGUUUGUGUUCUAUAUAUAUAAUUCUCAUGUCAGGGGUGAAUAGCUUUAUGGUAAAGAGUAACUGUAUAAUCAUAUACCUGUACCGCCAACAAAUACGGAACAACUACGUACCAAAUUUCCUGGUUGGAGAAAUAGUUUUACUUGUUCAA
Oryza brachyantha (malo sina) is the source of this 1074-nucleotide messenger RNA. RefSeq lists its product as uncharacterized. Gene Ontology annotation, cellular component: chloroplast stroma. NCBI's taxonomy places the organism in Eukaryota, Viridiplantae, Streptophyta, Magnoliopsida, Poales, Poaceae. The record is from RefSeq and is a predicted model, not a curated record. Bases 84 to 806 code for a protein of 240 amino acids. The transcript is spliced from 7 exons.